CUGUGGAUUGAAACGUCUGACGUCACUAUCGUGACACGAAAUCAUCUAUCUUCAGCCGCCAGAGUAGAGAACCGAAAGGAUCCGACUCGACUCGACUCUCUUCACAACCGUUCACUUCUGUAUUUGCGCUUUGACACAAUCCAGCUUCCUCAACCGAUAUUACCUGUUGUCUGGCUUGUUUGUUGACCGUUCGCCCUUCCUUGUCUAUGUCACCAUGGUCUAUGGGAAGCUUCUCCCCCUACUCGUGUUUGCGCUUCCACUACCAUCCCACGCGUUGGCGUCGGCUGCAGGAAACAUAUCACCCGUUCGAUCUGUCGUGGUAGUGGGAGGCACCCAUGGCAAUGAGUAUACUGGGGUGUGGUGCAUUAAGGAGCUGGAACAACCUUCUGUCUUCAAGAGCUUUUCCAAGCAAUACCCUUCUCUGGACAUUUCCACAUUAAUCGGAAACCCAGAUGCUCACUUGGCCAAUCGAAGGUUUUUGGACACUGAUCUGAAUCGAGAGUUUACUACUCAAAAGCUGCAGGCCAUUCAAGAUAAACUGGAUGCAUUACAAGGUGACCCUGAACAAGGAAUUCCUAUUGAGAGCUUGAGAGCAAACCAAAUCAACAAGCUGUUGGGACCUAAAACAGACCCCACCACAGAUGUGGUGGUUGAUUUACACACAACAACAACCAACAUGGGUGUGGCCAUUAUAAUCCCCGAAAAUGAUCCUUUGAUGUUGCAGGCAGCUGCCUAUGUGCUCCACAAAUGCCGAGAAAAUCCAGUCAAAAGCCUCCCAAACUCGGGACCCACUGUAGUGAGUGAGGAGGCAUACAUCCUUUUGGAGUCUAUCCCAGACCGAGAUGACCGACCCUUCCUGGCAAGUGUUGCGAAACAUGAAUUUACCAUUGAAAUUGGACCUGUCCCACAAGGAGUUGUGAGGCAUGAUGGUGUUGAAAAGACCAAACAAGCCAUGGAGGCAUUCCUGGAGUUUCUAGAAAAACGCAACAAGGACUGUGCCAGUGAUAGCCCUGAUGAAGGGGUUCGGAAGCAAAUCAAGCAGUGGUUCCCUUCUGGUCGUGUUCCUUGCUAUCAAUCAGCCAAGACAACUAGACCAGGAGAAAAUCUGGGGAAAAUCCAAUGGCCUUGUGCAGAUGAUAACCCCAACUUCCCUUCCCAUAUGGUGCACAAAUCGAUUCAGGAUCAAGACUUCAAGCUACUGCGGCGGGGAGACCCACUCUUUGUGACAAUGACAGGUGACGUGAUCCCCUAUGAUGGUUCACAUGGUGACUCUGUUUAUCUCAUGUUUAUCAAUGAAGGUGGUUAUUACUACUCUAGUUCUGGCACGGGCAUCGGUGUUGCGGUGAAAACAGAAUAUGACCUAGAAACAUCCAAAGUCUAUGAUGCAGACGAAAUUUCUCUGAAUGGCUCUUGAAGCAACUGAGCCAGUACCAUGGUAGUGAGAGUGCAAAAGACAAACCAGACAUUUUCAAUCUGCUGAAUUGCUACAGCAUACGGUACCUCUAAGGAUCUGAUACUGUUUAGGCAUUCUCCAGUACCCAACUAUCAAUCUGGCUCCAUUCCUACUUGCUAGACUCUCCAAUUUUAUUGAGCCAAGGUACCGGUACCAGUGCAAACAAAAGCGAGCAGCAUGAGUGACAACUAUCUAGCCAUAUCUCUGUAGCGCGGAGUUCUUGCAUAGCUGUUCAGCAGGAGGAAUCCUGGCGGACUGAAACUCCGUCCUGGAUUCCUCCAGCAUUCCACUCCAUCUUAGCAAUGCUGCAACUCUGCAACGACAGUGAAGAGUGAUUUCCUUUACUCUAACAGCUGGCUAGCUAGUGUCACAACGAGCUAGCUAGAGUUGCAACGUUGCUACCUGGUUCUGGUACCGGUACCGGCUCUACCGAAAGCCGCCUCGUUUCGCUUUUGCUUUCGUUGUUUCGUGAAGUCAAGGCAGGAACAAGUGGCUUGAUCCCGGCGAAACUGGCCACUAUCAUGCGCAAACUGUAGGGAGAAUAAUAGAUGGGGUAAAUAAUGGAUAUGUAGUAUCGUUAAUG
Messenger RNA from Seminavis robusta, 2036 nucleotides. NCBI's taxonomy places the organism in Eukaryota, Bacillariophyta, Bacillariophyceae, Naviculales, Naviculaceae. The record is from the annotation of a GenBank genome assembly.